AUGACUCAGUGUGUUUGGGAAUUAUUAAGUAUAGAAAAAUCUUUCAUGAAUCUAUACGAUAAUUAUGGGAAGAAUUCUAUAAAUAACAUUUCUAAUAAUGAUGAAUUCGAUCAUUUUAAUGAUUCAAAAAUAAUCACUGAGAAAGUUGAUUAUGAUUACACAGAUGAAUUAUCAAAACAUUCUAAAAUAAUAAAUGAUAAAAAUAAAUUAAAGUUUAAAAAAAUUAUGAAUAAAUUUUUUAUUUCAGACAUUUCUAAAUACGUUAAAGCAUAUGUAAAAAAAAAUGAUAGCAAUGUUCGAAGCGAAAUAGGAAUUACAUCAAAAAAAAAUCCCAUGUCGGAGGAAGAAAGAUUUUGGAUAAAUAGUUACAUUUAUAAUUUUAUAAGUCAUUGUCUACUCACAUAUAAUGAUUGUAAGCAUUAUAUAGUUAUAACAAGCAGUAAAAAUUUAAUUCAAAAGUUAACAGGAACUGGAUAUGGAUACUAUGGUGUUUAUUUUACGAAUGGAAAAAAAAUAGAAGGGUUAGGAAACUUAUUUAUAAAUAUAAAACAAGUUAGACAUAUAAGUUUUAGUAUAAUGAGAACAUUGCAAACAAAAACAGCAUCAGAUAGAUCUGCAUCUAAUAAUGAUGAAGCAUGCAGCUUUAUUAUUAUGUUGUAA
Plasmodium relictum is the source of this 660-nucleotide messenger RNA. RefSeq names its product conserved Plasmodium protein, unknown function. NCBI's taxonomy places the organism in Eukaryota, Apicomplexa, Aconoidasida, Haemosporida, Plasmodiidae. The transcript has 3 exons. The record is from RefSeq and is a predicted model, not a curated record. Bases 1 to 660 code for a protein of 219 amino acids.